AUGGAUGGGCUUGAUGAUGAUUUUAGAGGGUUCGAUGAAGGCUUCAAUGGAUUUCCUAAAAGACUUCCCGAUGAUUGUGUGGAAUACUCACUUUACAUCAUUGACGCCAAGCUGAAAUCACAAAAGGAUUUACUUAGCAAGUUAGAGGAUGUGCGGAAAGAGUCUUUGAAACUUCUGAAGGAUCUUACUAAAGAUUAUAUAUGGCAACGGGAUGGCUUUAAGGUGGAAAUGAAGAAUGAGAAGGGCUCAAUGUAUCUUAACGGCAUUACAAAUUAUGGAGAUUCGGUCGAAGACGAAUGGCUUAUUGUGUAUAUACUUAAAGAAUUGAGUAGUCGAUUUCCUACAUUAUGGAUCAAAGUUGUGGACUCCGAUGGCGAGUUUCUACUGAUUGAAGCUGCAAAUGCUCUACCAAGGUGGUUGAAUCCUGAAAUCGCAGAUAACAGGGUAUGGAUUCAUAAUAAUGCUCUUCACAUUAUACCAUUGCGUGCAAUCACUGAUUCCUCAACCAAAACCCCAACUGCUCCAAUAACUCGAUCACUUACCUUAGAAGAAGCCCAGAAAACCAUAUCUUCAACCCCAGAAAUACUCAUACGCUCACCCAUGAUCGAAGAAGAGGCAUUUUAUCGUUUGCGAAACUACCCGGCCCAAAUUGCAGCAUCCCUUCAUCAUGCUCGCAUCACAAUACCGCGGAAAGUUGCCUACCUACUACAUCUUCGCCCAACCGCUAUAGCCCCGGCAGUCGAAGCAUUUUAUCUUCGUGAUCCAAUUGCACUCAAGCCUCUUCAAACUCCCUCAUCUAAACUUGCAUUCCCUCCAAAGGAUUUAGUCACUGUCUCAACCCGAUUUACAAAAGUUCUCUAUGCACAGCUGAAGUCGCAACAGUUUUCUGCCCCUAUUGCAUGGAAGGAUAUUUUAACACCGCCAAAGAACGACGCAGAGUUGGAAAACUUUACAAGAUUAGAAAUGGGAAUGAAGAUCACUUCAGGAUUCGAAAUGCUAGUUACAGAUACGACAAAUGCCGAUCAUCGAUCCGUCAGAGAGAUCAAUAUACUUCUAGAGGAUCUCGAGGAAGACGCUUCCAAUCUUCCUAACGAUGACGAGAUUCUGACGUGGAAGGACAAUAUGAGAGAGGAUGAUGAGAAAUGGCUCGACAUCAAUUUCGAGGAUUUCGAGAGAGAGCUAGAUGGAAAGAAUAAGGACAAGAAGUCGGCUGGAAUACCUGGAGCUUUUGGACCGGAACCCCCGUCCGGAUUUGGCGAUGCAAAGACUGAAGCUGAUUUAAAGAAAAUGGUGGAACGUUUUGAAGCUUUCCUAAAUGACGAUGAUGCCGGUCCCGACGGUGCUGAAAUGGACGAGAUGGAUGUUGAUGACGAUGAAGACGACGACGAAGACGACGAUGAUGUCGAUGAUGAAGACAGCGAGGAGGAUAAAGAUGUUAGCUUUGAUGAAGUGGAAUUUGCAAAGAUGAUGAGAGAGAUGAUGGGUAUGCCAACGGAUGACAUAAAUGAGCCUGCAUCUCGAUUCAAGCCAGGUAAUUCCCGCAGGGUUGAAGAAAUCGAUAGUGAUGAUGACAAUGAAGAAGGCGAUGAAAUGGAGGAGAUACAAAAAGUGAUGAAGAGGAUGGAAGCAGAAUUGAACGAAGCUGGAGCGCUCAAUUUAGAUCCAACCCCAAGCAAGAUUUCUACCCUCUCCGGAAAAGGGAUGAGCACUGGAAAGGAUAAGCAACGAGCAGAAGUAGAUGAGGAGGACGAGGAAGAGGAAGAAAGCGAUGAGGAACUGGACAUCGAUUUUAAUCUGGCGAAAAAUCUGUUAGAAAGUUUCAAGAGUCAAGGAGGCAUGGCUGGGCCCGGGGGCAAUCUACUAGGUAUGAUGGGUAUGAAGCUACCUCGCGACGAAGAUGACGAAGGAAGAAGUCGUGGAAAGAGACCUGAAUAA
This is a messenger RNA of Botrytis fragariae, 1935 nucleotides long. RefSeq names its product putative regulatory factor sgt1 protein. Gene Ontology annotation, cellular component: nucleus. The record is from RefSeq and is a predicted model, not a curated record. NCBI's taxonomy places the organism in Eukaryota, Fungi, Ascomycota, Leotiomycetes, Helotiales, Sclerotiniaceae. Bases 1 to 1935 code for a protein of 644 amino acids. The transcript is spliced from 3 exons.